Molecule: messenger RNA, 1860 nt
Organism: Pan troglodytes (chimpanzee)
Lineage: Eukaryota; Metazoa; Chordata; Mammalia; Primates; Hominidae
Gene: HMOX1
Product: heme oxygenase 1
Exons: 5
Coding region: 379-1245 (288 amino acids)
Biological process (GO): heme oxidation; response to oxidative stress; heme catabolic process
Molecular function (GO): heme binding; heme oxygenase (decyclizing) activity
Source: RefSeq, a predicted model, not a curated record
GGGGCUCUGGAAGGAGCAAAAUCACACCCAGAGCCUGCAGCUUCUCAGAUUUCCUUAAAGGUUUUGUGUGCGCGCGCGUGUGUGUGUGUGUGUGUGUGUUCUCUAAAAGUCCUAUGGCCAGACUUUGUUUCCCAAGGGUCAUAUGACUGCUCCUCUCCACCCCACACUGGCCCGGGGCGGGCUGGGCGCGGGCCCCUGCGGGUGUUGCAACGCCCGGCCAGAAAGUGGGCAUCAGCUGUUCCGCCUGGCCCACGUGACCCGCCGAGCAUAAAUGUGACCGGCCGCGGCUCCGGCACAGUCAACGCCUGCCUCCUCUCGAGCGUCCUCAGCGCAGCCGCCGCCCGCGGAGCCAGCACGAACGAGCCCAGCACCGGCCGGAUGGAGCGUCCGCAACCCGACAGCAUGCCCCAGGAUUUGUCAGAGGCCCUGAAGGAGGCCACCAAGGAGGUGCACACCCAGGCAGAGAAUGCUGAGUUCAUGAGGAACUUUCAGAAGGGCCAGGUGACCCGAGACGGCUUCAAGCUGGUGAUGGCCUCCCUGUACCACAUCUAUGUGGCCCUGGAGGAGGAGAUUGAGCGCAACAAGGAGAGCCCAGUCUUCGCCCCUGUCUACUUCCCAGAAGAGCUGCACCGCAAGGCUGCCCUGGAGCAGGACCUGGCCUUCUGGUACGGGCCCCGCUGGCAGGAGGUCAUCCCCUACACGCCGGCCAUGCAGCGCUAUGUGAAGCGGCUCCACGAGGUGGGGCGCACAGAGCCCGAGCUGCUGGUGGCCCACGCCUACACCCGCUACCUGGGUGACCUGUCUGGGGGCCAGGUGCUCAAGAAGAUUGCCCAGAAAGCCCUGGACCUGCCCAGCUCUGGCGAGGGCCUGGCGUUCUUCACCUUCCCCAACAUUGCCAGUGCCACCAAGUUCAAGCAGCUCUACCGCUCCCGCAUGAACUCCCUGGAGAUGACUCCCGCAGUCAGGCAGAGGGUGAUAGAAGAGGCCAAGACUGCGUUCCUGCUCAACAUCCAGCUCUUUGAGGAGUUGCAGGAGCUGCUGACCCAUGACACCAAGGACCAGAGCCCCUCACGGGCACCAGGGCUUCGCCAGCGGGCCAGCAACAAAGUGCAAGAUUCUGCCCCCGUGGAGACUCCCAGAGGGAAGCCCCCACUCAACACCCGCUCCCAGGCUCCGCUUCUCCGAUGGGUCCUUACACUCAGCUUUCUGGUGGCGACAGUUGCUGUAGGGCUUUAUGCCAUGUGAAUGCAGGCAUGCUGGCUCCCAGGGCCAUGAACUUUGUCCGGUGGAAGGCCUUCUUUCUAGAGAGGGAAUUCUCUUGGCUGGCUUCCUUACCGUAGGCACUGGAGGCUUUCAGGGCCUCCAGCCCUCUCACUGUGUCCCUCUCUCUGGAAAGGAGGAGGAGCCUAUGGCGUCUUCCCCAACGAAAAGCACAUCCAGGCAAUGGCCUAAACUUCAGAGGGGGCGAAGGGAUCAGCCCUGCCCUUCAGCAUCCUCAGUUCCUGCCGCAGAGCCUGGAAGACACCCUAAUGUGGCAGCUGUCUCAAACCUCCAAAAGCCCUGAGUUUCAAGUAUCCUUGUUGACACGGCCAUGACCACUUUCCCCGUGGGCCAUGGCAAUUUUUACACAAACCUGAAAAGAUGUUGUGUCUUGUGUUUUUGUCUUAUUUUUGUUGGAGCCACUCUGUUCCUGGCUCAGCCUCAAAUGCAGUAUUUUUGUUGUGUUCUGUUGUUUUUAUAGCAGGGUUGGGGUGGUUUUUGAGCCAUGCGUGGGUGGGGAGGGAGGUGUUUAACGGCACUGUGGCCUUGGUCUGACUUUUGUGUGAAAUAAUAAACAACAUUGUCUGAUAGUAACUUGAA